CUCAUCACCACACCGACUGAGGAACGACGCCGGAAGACAACUCUAACACUCCGCCAUGUCUGACGACUCUGACGGAGAGACCCGUCGCAAGCGAAUCCGCCAGGCCUGUCUCAACUGCAGGAGGAAGAAAGUCCGCUGUGGGGGCGAGAAGCCCGUUUGCACGUUCUGUCGCCGAUUGUCACAGAAAUGCACCUACGUCGAAGAUGGGCGCAGUCAUCGCCCGGGUUCGGCUUCAUUCUCUGCAUACAAUGACACACCGGAAUCUGUGCUGGAACCUAUUCUGUCAUCCAUUGCAGGACUUCACCAAAACCACGGACAACCAUCACCAGCCCAGUUCGACCCAUCGCCCGAGCAACCGACCCCUGUGAGCCCGGAAGAUAUGCCCGUCUCGAUACCGGAAAGGGAGGAAAACGCCACUGAAAACACACUCCCCCCGGUGCAUACGCUACAAUCCGCCGCUGACGUGUACUUUCGAUACUGCCACAAUCAACCCUACUCAUUCUUUCACGAGCCAACCUUCCGCCGUCGUCUAGCAUCCGGCGAACUGCCCACCCACCUCGUCUGGGCUCUCCUCUCAGCAGUCCGCCGCUAUACGUCACUUCCAGAUCUUAACUUGAAAUCUGAAGAUGAUGCUAUGGUCUACGCAGCAAGAGCGUGGGGAUGUCUUAAGCUGCCGUGGGGUGGUGUUCCCGACGACGAAGAUGCCCUCCUCGUGGUACAGACAAUCAUCCUAAUCGCCAGUACCGAGCAUCCUGCUGGCCACUGUGCAUCGGCAUACAUGAAACUGGGCUUCGCCCUCCGCAUCGCGUUGCAUUCCAAGCUCUACAUGGAACCCAGCGCAGACUUAUCGCCUAUUGUCCGGGAAGAACGCAAGAGGACAUUUUGGUCUCUGUACUUGCAGGAUAAGUUGGUAUGCCUUUCCAGGGAGCGACUCUCAUCCCUGCGUGACGAGGAGUGCAAGAUCCAGUUGCCCUGCUCCGAGGCUGCUUUCAAAGAGGGGAGAAUUGAAGAAGCCCCUCUCUUGUCGUCAGUCACUGGUGACUGUCUGGACCAGGAAGCUGCUGAUGCAUGCUGCCCACUUGCUCUUAUCGCGGUCAUGGCAUCGACUUUGAGCCGCGUAUCAAACUACGUCCUCCAGGAAACGCGGUAUUCCCAGCUAGGGCUACCGUGGGCAUCCACGUCCCCGUAUGCUGCCAUAUCGUCUACCCUUCUCCAGCUAGAACACUAUUUUGGCGUAAAUGAAGACCCGAAGGAGAGCUUGGGGCGCCGGUGUUUCGUGGACGGGGCUAUUGACCAGAACUUAGCUGGCUCAUUCAUCUACUCAAAGGCACUUUUCCAUCUUUCCCACUGUCUACUCCACCACCCGUUUCUCCUUCAUCAACGGGUGCAGAAGCUCAAGCAAAGAACCCCCCCGACGUUCAUCAAGUCUGCAUGGGAGAACUGCAGGGCACAUGCGAAGAGCCUAACAGAUCUGAAGGAUAUGAAAAACCACAAUGUCAUUAUCCUCACGUCAUUAUACGGCUACUGUACCAUGGUUGCGGGCACAAUACAUGUGCUGUCUAUGAAUGACGAAGAAGUCUCUGUUCGGGAGGAGGGAAAGGAGCACUACCUGGCUGCGCUUGAGUUCUUAAGAGAGCUAUCUUGUUAUUGGAAGCAUGCAGCUCUUAUGGUCAACCGACUAGAACGAUUCCGUCUCCAGUGCGAAAAUCGCCGCCAAGGGCUGGAUCCAUGCACUCCGAAUGCGAGCCAGUCACCACAUGACGCGAAAGCCUUGUGGCAAAGCCUUGAUUACGCCUUGCUGUCUACACCGACUCGUCCCGGAAGUCCCACGCCAGGAGCCCCGACCAGCAGUGCAGAAUUCUUCACCUCGCCAAGUCAGCUGUUUGAUUUUGCCGACUUUGGCAUGUUUGUUGAGGGAGUCGACGUCUUUGGUUCUCUCCCGCUGUUUGAAAAUAAUAUGGUCUUGGCUGGGGAGGAUUUGGGACACCACACGGCGUUGGAUAUAGCACCUGGGAGCUAACAUGGCGGGUUGAACUCGGCAUCUUCGUUCCCAACACUAUGAUGAUGGAAAGAAAGCUCAUGGAAUCAAGAGGAUUCUUGAUAGCGUUCGCAGAUAAUACAGUGCAUCAUCGGCUGACCCUUGGACUGCAAGAAAUAUGAGUCCAUGAGGAACACACUGUUGUACUGAGAAAUGUGAUGAAUAAAGAACGGAUAAAAGAACUCCCAGUGAGGUAGAUGUAAAUGUAUAGGGAGAGUGGG
Ilyonectria robusta is the source of this 2259-nucleotide messenger RNA. RefSeq names its product fungal-specific transcription factor domain-containing protein. Lineage: Eukaryota; Fungi; Ascomycota; Sordariomycetes; Hypocreales; Nectriaceae. Gene Ontology annotation, biological process: regulation of DNA-templated transcription; DNA-templated transcription. Gene Ontology annotation, molecular function: DNA-binding transcription factor activity, RNA polymerase II-specific; DNA binding; zinc ion binding. The record is from RefSeq and is a predicted model, not a curated record. The transcript is spliced from 4 exons. Gene Ontology annotation, cellular component: nucleus. Bases 56 to 2020 code for a protein of 654 amino acids.